Messenger RNA from Elgaria multicarinata webbii, 2043 nucleotides. RefSeq names its product alpha-L-fucosidase 1 (gene FUCA1). The transcript is spliced from 8 exons. Gene Ontology annotation, cellular component: lysosome. Lineage: Eukaryota; Metazoa; Chordata; Lepidosauria; Squamata; Anguidae. The coding region runs from base 16 to 1422 and encodes 468 amino acids. Gene Ontology annotation, molecular function: alpha-L-fucosidase activity. Gene Ontology annotation, biological process: fucose metabolic process; glycoside catabolic process. The record is from RefSeq and is a predicted model, not a curated record.
CCUGACGGGAAGGAAAUGGCGGCCUUCACGCACAUCCGGGGCCCUUUCCUGCUGCUGGUCUUGCUGCUGUCCUGGGGGCCGCCUCUGCCGCCCGCCGCCUCGGCCUCGGCCUCGGCCUCCCCUCAGCGCUACACCCCCGACUGGGCCAGCCUGGACUCGCGGCCGUUGCCGUGCUGGUACGACGACGCCAAGGUCGGCGUGUUCGUGCACUGGGGCGUCUUCUCGGUGCCGGCCUGGGGCUCCGAGUGGUUCUGGUGGCACUGGCAGGGCGCGCGCCUGCCCGACUACGACCUCUUCGUGCGCUCGCGCUUCCCGCCCGGCACCACCUACGCCGACUUCGCCCCCCGCUUCACCGCCAGGGACUUCCAGCCGGAGCAGUGGGCGAGCCUCUUCAAGGAGGCCGGCGCCAGAUAUGUGGUGUUUACGUCAAAGCAUCAUGAAGGCUUCACCAACUGGGGGUCCCCCGUGUCCUGGAACUGGAAUUCGGUAGAUAUGGGACCCCAUCGAGACUUAGUGGCUGAACUGGGGGAUGCUCUCAGAAAAAGGAACAUACACUAUGGACUGUACCAUUCCCUCUUGGAAUGGUUUAAUCCACUGUAUUUAUUGGACAAAAAAAAUUGCUUCAAGAGCCAGUUUUUUGUCUCUGAGAAGUCUAUGCCAGAGCUUUAUGAACUUGUUUUAAGGUACAAGCCAGAUCUCAUUUGGUCUGAUGGAGAGUGGGAGGCCCCUGAUACUUACUGGAACUCAACCUCUUUCCUUGCCUGGCUUUACAACGACAGUCCAGUCAAGGACACUGUUGUGGUGAACGAUCGAUGGGGCAUCAAUUGUUCCUGCCACCACGGAGGCUUCUAUAACUGUCAAGAUAAAUACAAGCCUGGCAUUUUGCCUUCUCACAAGUGGGAGAUGUGUAGCUCUGUUGACAAGCAUUCCUGGGGGUAUCGAAGCAACAUGCAAAUCAGUGAACUCAUGGAUGCGGCCUCCAUCAUUCAGGAACUUGUGCAGACUGUGAGUUAUGGCGGAAACUACCUUCUCAAUGUGGGGCCCACGAAAGAAGGGGUGAUCGCUCCAAUCUUCCAAGACAGGCUCCUGGCGCUUGGGCAGUGGCUGAGCAUAAACGGGGAGGCCAUUUAUGAAUCGAAGCCAUGGAGAGUACAAAAGGAGAACAGCACUGAGAACACCUGGUACACUUCAAAGGGAGCAACAGUCUAUGCUAUCUUCUUGAAGUGGCCACAAGACAGCAUGGUGAUACUUUCAUCACCUGUCCUCUCUGCAAGCAUUCAAGUGACUAUGCUGGGGUUCUCCAAUCCUUUGAAGUGGCAGAUAUUACCAGAGAAAGGACUGCAGGUCGUGCUGCCGUUGACGACUCCUUCACUUCUCCCUCUGCAGCACGGCUGGACUCUCAAGCUAGUUGGAGUAGAAUGAUGAUGAAGCUGGAGGGGAAUUGAGAAAUUCUUGUUAUGCUUUCUUUCUCUCUCUCUCAAAGACGGAAGUGUUGAUGCUGCUGCUGCUGUAAUUAGUGGCAGGAAUAGAUUUGGAAUGUGGUGGGUCUAAAUGACAGGAUCUGCAGUUAAAAUGAAAACUUUGCCUGUUAUCAAUCCUCAGCUCUUGCAUUUUAAUAGAGAAGGACUGGGUGAUGGGCAUCCUUCCAGCAGGAUUUAACUCGCCUGAUACACGUGACCAAAACUCUGCUGUAUUAUGUUAAACAUCACUUACAUGGAGUGAGAACAGUCUCCGUUGAGUUCUCAGGGAAAUAUCUUCGGCUGUUUCGAGUUUCACUGAGUGGGACAAAACUUGAGUACGGGAUAGCAGCUUGGCUUUGUUGAAUUGGAGCAGGUCUCCACUACAAAUUUUUUUUUACCAGCCAGCUCAGGAUGCAAAUCUGCUUAGACGUAAGAGACACCUGUGCCUAAGAUCUUUCUUGUACGUGCUUUAGAUGGUGAUAAGCUUUUUUGCCAAGUGUAAGCCGCUCCGAGAGCCUUUUUUGGCUGAGGAGUGGGGUAUAAAUAUGAUAAAUGAAUAAAUAAGCUCAAAAGCUUCCACAAA